AAGGGCUCGAAGCGGUAUCGUAGGGUAGUGGCGUAAAUCAGCGUCGCUGCGAGGAAAGGUGUCCGGACGCUCAAAACGAAGCUGAGGCAGUGUUGAUUUAAUCGGAAGGCGCUGUCAGGAAGUUCAGAUGAAAGAGGUUGCUUCGGGUUGUCACCGCACCUCAAACGUCAGCCAGUGACACCAUGGCUGCCCACGACAUAUUGUUCACCUUCAUCGAAUCUUUGGUCGCUCCCAUUCUUAUUGUCUUAGCACUCGCACCAUUCAUCCAUUGCGUAUUGACUUUGCAUCGAAAGUGCGAGCAACGCGCCUUCCGGUCCAACUCCUUAACACCUCAAGCGUUUCAUUUCAAGCGUACGCCAUCGGAAGAAAAUCCUGUCUGAAACAUGUUCAACGACGCCACCUCCGGCGACAACGCCAUUGCCAUCCAGUCACCCACAGUCCCUGCAUCCAUGUCACCUAAUGAAGCCUCUGAGCCAGAUCCUACCAACGAGAUGGCGCCAUCUCAUUCCAAGUCCAGGUCCAAGCGCCUCCUAGACCAUAUUUUCUCGAGCAACAAGAAGAAGACAACAGGCAUGAAAGAGUCGACUCUUGACAGCUUUGACAAACGCAAGCGAUCAAGAGAGAAAGUAUUCAAGGAGUCUGAGACUUGGGCACGAAAAUCGCAACGAGAAGGCGACGAAAAGGCUAGGCAGGAACAACGAAGAGCGAGCAAUGAGCAAGCAGAGAAGUACCGAAACGACAAGAAGUCACAGCAGGCGGAGGAGAAGAGAACCCGAGAUUAUUACACUAGCGGUAUGUUCUGGGGAUUUGACCCUCGCGCUGGGAAGCUCCGAUCAGAGCGUGAUGAUGCAGGCGCCGUGCGAUCUGGGUCAGACAUGGAUAGGCCGUUCUUAACGCCCUCGGAUAUCCUUCUUACAAAGCCCAAACGUGGAGAGACAUGGGGUGUGCAGCAUGGACAGCCCAAAAAGCUCGAUGCCUUUGGAGUUCCUGUCCACUUUCGUGGUGUCAACGGGCGCGAUACUCGUAUUCCUGGCGAGAGUGCUCAGACUGCUCCUGAAGAGACUCCCAGCAGCAGUGGUAGAGGCAAUUGUUGAUGUUUGAAAUUACCUAUGGAGCCGGAUCCCUUGUCCGUAUUAUCCUGGUGCUCUACAAGGUCGAAACCCUCAUGUAGUGAAGCCUGGGCUCGUCUUAUUGUCACAAUAGUCCACCUGCGAAGGUACUCUUAGCUCCCGGACCGGAACAAACAUCCUCCAUUCCCGGAACGCAGAUGAUUUACAAGAUAUUGAACAUC
Molecule: messenger RNA, 1291 nt
Organism: Exophiala viscosa
Lineage: Eukaryota; Fungi; Ascomycota; Eurotiomycetes; Chaetothyriales; Herpotrichiellaceae
Exons: 2
Coding region: 384-1094 (236 amino acids)
Source: RefSeq, a predicted model, not a curated record